Molecule: messenger RNA, 806 nt
Organism: Lotus japonicus
Lineage: Eukaryota; Viridiplantae; Streptophyta; Magnoliopsida; Fabales; Fabaceae
Exons: 3
Coding region: 204-740 (178 amino acids)
Biological process (GO): recombinational repair
Source: RefSeq, a predicted model, not a curated record
CACCAUCAAUUACAAUCUCAACCACCAUCACUGCCUACACAACCAACACUGACCACCAUUAAUCUUCACCACCAACCCCAUUACUCAUUCAUCCUACACCAUAAAUCCCUUUACUUCCUAUAUUAGUCCCCUAUGCACCAAAGGCAUCCUACACCAUUACAUUACUUCCCUUCUUCCCUUGUUGCAGGAAAUAACCAAAAGAAAUGGAACAAGAUCCACCAUCAACCUUCAUCCGCCCUUGCAAACACCAAGACAACCUUGCCUCCAGCUCUCGUCCUCUCAUUCCCGGCCCAGCUGGCGCCGUCCAGGCCGCCAUGAUUCACCGCAGAUCCACCGACGACAAACCAAACAUUUCAACCCAACAAUUAGUUAGGCAAGUCCUCCAAGACGGCCACGACACCGAUCCCGAUUUCCAAUCUAAUGCUUGGCUUUCAGCCCUGCAAUUAAACGGAUCUGCCACUCCUCUGGGCGCAAUCACUCACCAUCAUGAAAGAGUAGAUCACGUCAUCGGUGUUAUCAAAUCCUGCAAUCCCAAUGGGUUUGGAGAUGCAACAGUUACACUCAAGGACCCUACGGGCACUGUUGGCGCUAGUAUCCAUCACAAGGUCUUCACUGAAAGCGUAUUUGCGAAAGACAUAACUGUUGGAUCUGUUCUGCUUCUCCAAAAGGUCGCUGUGUUCUCUCCUAGAAAGUCUAAUUGUUAUCUGAAUAUAACCUUGUCCAAUGUAGUCAAGGUAUGAUAAUCUUCUUCCACAUCUAAAAUAAAGCAUUUGAAUCUUUUCCACAUCUACAACAAAGCAUUUGAA